GUCAAGCGGAGAUAACACACGAAAAAGUAUACGAAAAAUGUUCAUAUAGUAAACCAUAUAAGUUUAAUCAUCCGAAGUGGUGAUUUAAUGAUCAUCCAACGCAAGGAAUAUACAGAGUGAAUCUGAUCGAAAGAACUUCAGUACGAGUUAUCUAGCCCCAGAGCAAUGGACUUGUCAAAAAAUUAUCUGCUAUGAUGUAAACUUGUUAGAAUCCCUAUAUUGGUAGCGUAUUUAGCCAGAUUGGAGGGAACCAUGGACAGGUACAAAGCCCAGAGACUGAAGAAACACAGGUUUCGGCGGGAUAAGACCGAGGUCAGCUGCUGUAUGAAAUACCUGAUGUUCGGAUUUAACGUAUUGUUUUGGCUGGUUGGUGCAGGGCUUUGUGCAAUAGGACUAUGGGCUUGGACAGAGAAGGACAUGUUCAACAACAUAGGGAAGGUCACCAGUAUGACCCUUGACCCUGCCCUGGCAUUCAUCGUCACCGGUGGGGUGAUGUUUAUCAUCGGAUUCUGUGGCUGUAUUGGUGCCCUCAGGGAGAACACAGUGCUCCUUCUGAUCUUUUCUGUGUUAGUUGGACUGAUUUUUGCAGCAGAACUUCUGUUUGGCAUCCUCGCAUUUGCAUACAAAGAUUGGAUAAAAAAUCAAAUAGAGUCUCAGGUGCAGAAUAUGAUCAUCAACUACAGAGAAGACUCCGAUUUAGAGAACCUUAUAGACUGGGUCCAGCAGGACUGGCUAAAAUGUUGUGGAGUAAAGAGCUAUGCGGACUGGGAAUUGAAUCGUUACUUUAACUGUUCCUCUAAAGGCAGUAUAGAUGCGUGCGGGGUCCCAUUCUCGUGCUGUAAACCCACCGGAGAUGUGAUAAAGAAUCGUCACUGUGGAUUCGGAAUGAUCAUUAAUACUGACAGGGAAACAAAGAUUUACACCGAGGGUUGUAUCCCCUCAGGGGAGAAGUGGCUGGAAACCAACCUCAUCCCUGUGGCAUCUGUGGCAGUGGGCAUUGCUGUUCUGCAGAUACUAGGCAUCUGUUUUGCAUCGAUUUUGAGGUGUGAUGUGAAAGCCCAGAAAGCAAAAUGGGGUUACGAUGAAUGAUAGUCAGCAGCUAUUCACAAAACAUGAUUCAUUGAACAUUUAGCACUGCAGGACUCUUUGUACUAGGUUACUAGGAAGCCUAGUCAGAUGCAUUAUGGGAUUGCAGUAGGUUAGGUUUGUGACCUUUGUGACUCAUUCCUUUUUUAUAUAUAAAAGUUUGAUAAUUUAUUACAAAACCAGAUUUUACCCAAUACUUUAGUAGAAUUACUAGUCAUUUACUAGUUGAUUAUUUACUAUAUUUAGUACAUGUAUAUUGUUUACUAUACCAGCUAAUUUGUGAAUUACUUGUUAAUUAUUUUUUUUAUAUCUGUAUCUCACGAUCCUAGUCUUCAUUGUGCAUUUACCCCAAAACUUUAUACAUACAUGUUUUAAGUACUUAAUUUUGUAUAGAAACAGUGCAAAUUUUUAACAGAAACAGAACUGUGUGUAAAUGAAAACAAGCAAGGGUUACCUACCUUGAUUUCUGGUUCCUGUCCAUUAAUCAUCAGUCAGCAAUUUACAGUUGUUUUCUUUGUGUGCUUUUUCUUUCUGUUUUGAGUUUAUAUAUCCAAUUAAGUACAUGGUUGUUUAUUCCACUAUACAUACAUGGAUUGCUUCCCUUGGAUAGAUAUGGUUUUAUAUUUAUAAUUUUUAUUUUGUUAUUUGACUUUUAUACCUUGACAUUUUUUUUUUUUUUUUUUUGGAGUUAAGUUUAUAACCAUUUUGUUUUUGGUUGUAAAAAUCAAAAUAUCAAAAACUAAUUUGUGUUGUGCUUUGUACAUAUAGGAAAAAUUAUUGUAACGAUAUUUACAUCCUUGUUUGCAUGUGCUUUUUUUUUUGUCAUGCAGUAUGUGUAAUAAUAAUGCACAUAUGGUUAUUUACACAAUGCAGAAUUAGGGAUUUAAGAGCUCAGACUGUAGGACUGGCAGUCACUCUGUGGAGGCCCAGCGAGCAGAGAUUCCGCUCCGGAGAUAUUCCGUCCUCCCGGUUCUACAGUGUUGAGGCAAAGUGUGGUUUUUAGCAAUUCUUUACAUUGCAUUUUGUAUACACUCAUAGAGACAUACAGUCUAGUCCACUUAUAUUAAACUUUCUGUUAUACUGAAUAUUGAAGUAAAACAUAAAUCCUCAGUAACAUUAUUUAUAUGGUUUAAGAUCGGUAUGUUGAACUAUGGAUAUAAUGAACAAAUCAGGUUGGUCACCUGAAUUUCAAUAUAUCUGGAGUAGACUGUAUAUACAUACAUAUAUAUAGUUAUAUAUACACACACACACACACACAAAGCACUAAAAUUACCAAUGACAAGAACAAAUAGAAGGUCAAAUUUUCGGGACGAUCUGUCUGUUCCUCAGGACAAAUGAAAAGGUUUACAUAAGUUGGCUAAAGAUAUACAAAGGAAAAAACACUAGCACUAAAACUACACUAAAUCUACAAACGUACUUACAAAAACAACACUAGCACUAAAACUACACUAAAUCUACAAACGUACUUACAAAAACAACACUAGCACUAAAACUACAUUAAAUCUACAAACGUACUUACGCUGCAGAUUACACAGUUGUGGAUCAGCCCAUUGGACAAAUAGGAUGUGUCCUUACACGCUCCUCAGAAAACAUUGAUUAGCAAGUCAAAAACAACAAACGUGUAAUUUGAAUAUCUAAUUGUUCCUGUCAUAGGUCAUUUUAGUGCUUUGUAUAAUUCUUGUAUUUGACCUUGUAUCCACGUUGUGGAUCCGACACUUGUUGGUAUCGGGUGUUGUUGGAAUCAGUGCUUAUAUACAUAUAUGUACAUUGUAUAUAUGUUAACCCUUGAUUUGGUAAGUGAAAUCGUGUUGGAAUUUGAAGGUUCACUUUUGUAGGUACAGUCUAUGUACCAUGUAUUGAAAUUGAGUGUUUCAAAUCUUCAGGAAAUGGUAUAUUUUACUUGUGUAAGUAAUGAUACAAUGUACAUGCAUAUUGUAAAAUAAAAGUGAUUAAGUUUCUAAAUUUUUUGGAAGCAGAAAGCCUAAAGUGGUAUGCACAUCAUUUUUGAACAAAGGUCAGAAAGUAGUAAUGCUGUCACUGAUAGUGUUUCUGUGUUCCCACUUUGUACAUAUAUAUGUUUGUAUGUAUAAUGCAUGGGUGAAAAAAUUCUCCAGAGCUCUGUAAAAUUCUUAAUAAAUAUUCGGAUAUAUUUUGUA
Messenger RNA from Ostrea edulis (European flat oyster), 3242 nucleotides. Its product is annotated as tetraspanin-5-like. Lineage: Eukaryota; Metazoa; Mollusca; Bivalvia; Ostreida; Ostreidae. The transcript is spliced from 8 exons. The record is from RefSeq and is a predicted model, not a curated record. Gene Ontology annotation, biological process: protein localization to plasma membrane; protein maturation. The coding region runs from base 253 to 1089 and encodes 278 amino acids. Gene Ontology annotation, cellular component: membrane.